This is a messenger RNA of Triticum aestivum (bread wheat), 3023 nucleotides long. RefSeq names its product protein ALP1-like. The record is from RefSeq and is a predicted model, not a curated record. The transcript is spliced from 6 exons. Bases 1668 to 2747 code for a protein of 359 amino acids. Lineage: Eukaryota; Viridiplantae; Streptophyta; Magnoliopsida; Poales; Poaceae.
CCGAGUAUUUAGGGGCUGUUUGGAUGACUACCAAUAGUUGCCUUACCAAAAUAUUGGUCACGCCCGACCCUUUUGGCCUCCACCUGGAUCACGACCAAUUUUGGCUCGCCCCAGCGCGCCCGCGCCCAUUUUCGCCAAAUCGCGGGCGAAACGGCGGCGCGGAAAUCGGCCGCCAAAAAAUUGGCAGCGCGCGAACUGGGCAUUGAGUAUAAAAGGUAGGCAGCGAAAUUUCCUCGUCGGUUCCUUCACUUUCCUCUUUUCAUCCCAGGCAAACACACAGGAGCGAGUGGAGGGCAAGAUCUGCAGCUAUCGCCAAGGCCGCCGGAUUCCUGCGACAAUACGAGCUUCUCCGGCCGCUGCCGGCGUUCCUCUGUCUCUCGUUCUCAUCUCUCAAUCCACCCACGAUGGACUUGGAUCAGCAAAAAUAUUAUUAUCUCACCAUGUUGUGGCGGAGAACUCUGUCUGUCAUUGUUCUUCUCUUGGCUCUUUGGUAUAGAAACAAAGAUGGUAGAAAAUUUAGAAGUGGAGGAAGAAAGUAUGGUCCACUAGUUGAGAGAGACAUCUACAGGACUAAUGUCCUGGUUAGGCUAAUUGACACAUCCGAUGCAAUAUGUAUCAAGCAACUGCGGAUGUCUCGAGCUGUGUUUUACAAGCUAUGCAUUAGGCUCAGGCAGAAAAAGUUGUUAAUUGAUACACUACAUGUUUCAGUAGAGGAACAAGUAGCAAUGUUCCUAUACAUGAUCGGUCAGCAUCACACAAAUUCAUCCAUUGGAUUUUGGUUCUGGCGAUCUAGUGAGACAGUGAGCAGAUAUUUCAAUAUUGUUCUUCGUGCGAUGGGGGAGUUAGCUCGUGAUCUCAUUUACAUUAGAUCAACGGACACACACACAAAAAUCACUAGCAGCCCGGACAGAUUCUACCCGUAUUUUGAGGGAUGCAUAGGGGCACUAGAUGGCACUCAUGUUAAGGCUUGUGUUCCUGCCCACAUGGUCGACAAGUUUAGGGGCCGCAAGUCAUACCCCUCCCAAAAUGUGCUAGCAGUUGUUGACUUCGACCUUCGAUUCACAUAUGUUCUAGCUGGUUGGGAGGGCUCUGCCCAUGAUUCUCUUGUGCUAAAAGAUGCCCUCACACGUCCAGGGGGAUUAAAAAUACCCGAAGGGAAAUAUUUCUUGGCUGAUGCUGGGUAUGCUGCGAGGCCAGGGAUAUUGCCUCCUUAUCGUGGUGUGCGCUACCACCUAAACGAAUUUGCUGGAGACCGUGACCCAACUACCCCAAAAGAAUUGUUCAACCACCGCCAUUCAUCACUUAGGACCACAGUUGAACGGGCAUUUGGGACUCUUAAGAGUCGCUUCAAGAUUCUUACUCAAAGGCCCUUCAUACCUUUGAAAUCUCAGAUUAAAGUGGUAGUUGCUUGUUGUGCUUUGCACAAUUGGAUAUUAGAAAAUGGUCCAGAUGAUUAUGUUGUGGAUGAGGCGACAUGGUAUGCCAAUCUCCCUAGGAGUACUGGGCGGGUUCGUGAUCAAGAGGCUGACAUACGUGAGUGGGCUGCCAAGCGAGAUUUAAUCGCUCAGCAAAUGUGGACAGAUAGAGAGAGUGCACGUGACAAUGAGGCUGAUGCUAUCCCAGCUCAGUAUCUUUGAUGUAUUUCCAUGUGAGGGAACAUUUGAAGGAUGUACUGUACCUUUGAUGUAUUUCCAUGUGAGGGAACAUUUGAAGGAUGUACUGUACCUUUGAUGUAUUUCCAUGCGAGGGAAAAAUUGAACGAUGUCAUGGGGAAGCAUAAGCUCACUCUGAAGACCGAGGAGGACUCCAAUCCUCGUGAUAAGUACAUAACCUGGACUGACGAGGCGACAAGGUUUAUGCUUGAAUGGUAUAUCGACCUUCGUAAGGACAAACCUGCAACUUUCAAGUUCAAGAAACAACACCACUUGCAAUGUGCUGAUGCUCUAAAUGGCAAGUUUUCGCUUGGUGUCACUCAAACCCAAGUGGAUCGACACUAUCGUCAAUGCAAGGAGAAGUGGGGCUGGGUGCGUCGUGCCAUGGCCAAUAGUGGAAAUGGCCUUGACAGAACCACUUUCACAUUCACACUUUCUGAGUCAGAAAAGCAAAGACUCAAUAAAACUGCAGUCAAUUAUCUUACCAGACCCAUUAGGUUCUUUCAUCAAUUGGAAGAGUUAUUCUCGGAUCAAUCUCAUGCUGAUGGCUCACUCGCAGUUGACCAAACCACUGUCAAUGUGGAUGAUGGUAGUGAUGACAGCGAGGAUGUGAGGGAACUUGAGGGAAAUCUAAUUCCAGCAGACAGUGAUGAAGCUGACUCUGACACUAUUGAUCGUCGCAGUCCUAAAGUCGACUUGGAUGGCAAUCCAUUAAACAAGAAGCGCAAGUGUGCAUCAUCAUCACCUUCCAAGAAGCCAACCAAGGGCAAAGCAAACAAGAAGGGCAAGGUAUCUAAUGAUGAUAUGGUAACCAGUAUCAAGAAGCUAGCUGAAUCCCUUGCAUCCCCUAUUGUGUCUGUGCAACCAAUGCCACCUGCAGAUCCUUAUGCAAAUCUUUGGAAGCGGAUCAAUGCCCUUACCAUCCCAGCUAAGGAUAAACUUGAGAUUGUUGCCUAUCUAUCCAAGCCAGACCAAGAUAUCUUUCGUAGUUAUCUUAACUAUGCCGAUGAAACAAUUCUUCGAGAGUGGGUCAUUAGCUACUUUGAGCCUCAGUUUCAUGAAGGUGGCAAUGAUGGAUCUGCGGCUGCUCACUGAAUUGCCACAUGGUUAGAUAGAGUUUGUGGCAACCUUUUGUUUAUAUGGCUAGGAACGCUUUAACACGUAGUGGGAGCAUGGAUAACAUCAUCAUGCAUAUUUUGUCUAUAUACAGCAAACUUGGGUGCAUCAUGUACUGUUUGUAUGGAGUGCAUUUGGUGCAUGGCUGGCUGUUUAUGUCCUAGAUGGUAUGGUAAAGGAUGUGAACCUUAUUCCGUCUAUCAUGUAUCAGACAAUAUAUGAGCUACUUAAUGUAUGAGUUUAAUUCUGAAGUUC